Molecule: messenger RNA, 675 nt
Organism: Cyclospora cayetanensis
Lineage: Eukaryota; Apicomplexa; Conoidasida; Eucoccidiorida; Eimeriidae
Exons: 4
Coding region: 1-675 (224 amino acids)
Source: RefSeq, a predicted model, not a curated record
AUGACGUGGGCUUGCCUCCGACGGCAGGCCUGCGGCCCCCUAGCCUAUUUAACAGUUGAAGAUCUCAUUGCUCUUGUUUUCCCCUGUUCAUGGACACUCCUUGGAGCAUGCAGCUUCUGCUAUUAUGCCAUUCAACCUGCUGUCUACCACAGGGACCCCAAGACACUCCCAAUGUACUUUACGCUUCUCUCCACAUUUCCCGCCUUCCUGACAGCAUUCAAUUAUUAUAUCUUCCAGCGGUCAGCAGUGAUGCAGCGUGGGAUGACCCGUGGCACCGUCGAGGAUAUGACGCAGCUUACGCGCCUGUUCGGCCUGCUUAUCAUGAUUGCCCUGGCUAUUCUGUCAACCAUAUGCGGCAUGCAGUUCGUCAGGUGCGAGUCCUGCAAUAACGCGUCGUUCGGAGAAAACAUAUUUUGGUGCGGCGCGACUUUGGCCUGGCUGAUCAUCAUGGCCUGCAACGCGCCUAGCCCUAGGCACCAAAGCAAACUGAUAUACAUCCACGAGACCUCCACUGGGGGCCCCCACAACGUGCCUCAACUGUUUGGGAGAGUUGCCAUGGCGGAAGACACUAGCUUUAUGGUAGACCCUCAGGACGCAACGGUAGACAGAUUCGUUCGCGCGGGCGUGCACCCCGACAUGGUCGUGGACGGCAAAGUUGCGCCACCGAAGGAAUGA